Molecule: messenger RNA, 2349 nt
Organism: Myotis daubentonii (Daubenton's bat)
Lineage: Eukaryota; Metazoa; Chordata; Mammalia; Chiroptera; Vespertilionidae
Gene: OSCAR
Product: osteoclast associated Ig-like receptor
Biological process (GO): immune response-regulating signaling pathway
Cellular component (GO): plasma membrane
Molecular function (GO): collagen receptor activity
Source: RefSeq, a predicted model, not a curated record
UGCCUCACUUCCUGGGAGGUGAGAGGGCCCGGCUGAGCCCUGCCUUCUGCUCCAGCUCCAGCCAGACCUGCCCACCAUGGCCCUGGUACUGGUCCUCCAGCUGUUGGCCCUCUCGUGGCCUCUGUGCCACACAGGCGUCACUUCGAAUGGCACCCAGGAAGCCCAAGGACUCAGGCCGCCCAUGUAUUCAAACCCCCGCACCUCGUUCCCCAAGGACAGGCCCAGGCCCAGGCGGGGCCUAGCUUCCGUCUCCCUAGACUCAUUCCCCGGGAGCCCACCACCUAGGCCCAGCUGGCCCACCAGGCCCUUGCCCCCAUUCCUCCCACGCUCUUACCCGGAGAUCAGGCGCCCCAGGCCCUUUCCUGCAGGCUUCCCACUCCCAAACUCCAAGCCCAGGCAGCCCACUUAUUCAGGCCCCCCAACCUCACCCCCCAAGCCGUCACUGGCGGCUCAGCCGGCCGCAGUUGUGAACCCCGGCACCAACGUGACUUUGACCUGCCGGGCGCCCCAGCCCGCCUUGAGGUUUGUGCUCUCCAAGGCGGGAGAGGUCUCCCCGGUGCAGCUCCACUACCCGGACCCCGACAAGUCCCUGGCGCUGGCCCGGUUCUUCCUGGAGGCGGUGACCGAGGCCCAGGGGGGCAGCUAUCGCUGCCAGUACCACAACCACCUGGGGGGGUCCCACCCCAGCGACGCCUUGGAACUGAUGGUGACAGACCUGCUGCCGCGCCCGUCGCUGGAGGCGCUGCCCGGACCCCGGGCGCCCGGCGCCCCCGUGAGCCUGCGCUGCACCGGCCGCGCGCGCAACAUGAGCUUCGCGCUGUACCGCGCGGACGAGCCGACGCCGGUCCAGUUCCGCGAGUCGGAGCAGCCGUGGGCCGACUUCCCGCUGCCCCGCGCGCAGGCCGCGGGCACCUACACCUGCUACUACCACACGCGCACCGCGCCCUACGUGCUGUCCCCGCGCAGCGACACGCUGGUGGUCAGCCUGGAGGGCUCUGGCUCCGUGGACUACACCAAGGGCAACGUGGUGCGCCUGGCGCUGGCCGGCCUGGUGCUCAUCUCGCUGGCCGCGCUGGUGGGCUGGGAGUGGCGCAGCUGGCGGCGAGCGUCCGACCGGGGCCCGGGAGGCCUGGAGCUGCACCCUGCGGCGUGAGAAGACUUCGCAGAGGGGCAGAGAGGCAGCAGGGCAGCCCGGCCUCCCGUCUGAGCCCAGCUGAGCCCCGCUUCCUCCCAUCACAGUAAUAACCACCUCUGUCCCGCGCACGCCUCUUCCAAUGGGUCAUUCCUCCAGGCCCCAGCGGUUCUCAACCUGUGGGUCGCGACCCCCGAAAAUACAUCCUGCCUAUCAGAUAUUUACAUGACGAUUCAUAACAGUAGCAAAAUUACAGUGAUGAAGUAGCCACGGAAAUAAUUUUAUGGUUGGGGGUCACCACGACAUGAGGAACUGCAUUAAAGGGCGGCGGCCUUAGGAAGGUUGAGAACCACUGCGCCAGGGCCUCCCAGAUCUGGGAGAGCGCGAUCCUCGCCAGAAGGCCUGGGUUCCAAUCCCAGCGCUGCUGCUCACUCACCGUGUGCCCGGGGGAAAGGGACCUUCUAUGCCUCGCCUGCCGUGGCUGUGAAAUGGGCGCUUUGUUGCUACUCACCGCUUAGGACCUGGGCAGGGUUAAGUGGACAUGGCGCCGGAAGCAUUUUAAACGGCGACUGGCCCGUAGUAAACGCCCAGUAGGUGUUAGCUCCUGUGUAACAGGUUUCUAGCAAAGUCUGGUGGUUUUGCACUGGCCCGUGUAGCUCAGUUGGUUGAGCAACAAGAGGUCACCGCUGGAUUCCACAUGCCCCGGUUUCGGGGUGUGAUCCUCAGUAGGGGGCGUGCAGGAGGCUUCGGAUCAAUGAUUCUCUCUCAUCAGUUUCUCUCUCCUCCACUCUUCCUCUCUCUAAAAAAAAAAAAAAUUUAAAAGAACAUUUUAAAUAAAAAGUCUCAGGAUCUGAAGGAAGUUCGAGUCUUUGUCCCAAUGCUCCAGCUCACCUCUUCAGGAACUCAGUGAUGUCAUUCCCGUCGUGGCGUCACAUCUGGUUCCCAAGCAAACUCCUUAAGUGGCUCCUCACACCUUCCCUGAAGGUGAACACAGAUGGACCUAGUAGCCCUGGCCGGAUGCUCAGCGGUUAGAGCAUCGGGCUGCGGAGCAAAGGGUCGAGGGGUCAUUCUCGGUCAAGGGUACAUACCUCAGUUGCAGGUCUGAUCCCCGGCCCUGCUGCAGUGCCUGCGGGAGGCAACCAAUCAAUCUCUCUCUCACGUCGAUGUUUCCCUCUCCCCCCUCCUCCUUGCCUUCUACACUCUCAAAAAAAAUAAAA